CUCAGGCGCAGGGAGGCGCACAGCAGGGCAAGUGGCACCACCAGCGGGUCCGUCAGGCCUCCCGCGCACGCAUGCCAGCGGCCACCCAGACCACGCUCCGCCACCUGGGCGCCCGAGGUGCAGUCGCCCUCUGUGUGCAGGCAGCAGCUGCCUGGCAACCCCCGAGCUCGCUCGCGCUCCCAGCAUCGCAGAACCAGGACCAGGUGUCCCAGUGGCUGCGGUCAAGCCAGGCAUUCUGCCCGGCGGCAGCGGCUGCACAGAAGCGAGAACUAAGAACUCGCCGCUCAACCCCACACGGGGUGACUGCCGAGUGCCCAUACCAACGGCCCCGAUCUCCCUCAGGUGGAGGAGUGGGUGGGAGACACGGCCUGGGGGCCCUCAGGCUGGGCACGCUGGCGAUCCCGAGGCCGACCAGGCCAUGCACCUCCAGCCCGCCGUGGCACCUAAGCUGCGGGCGCCUUCUGUGUGCAGGCAGCAGUCUCCAGGCAACUCCCACGCCCGCCCGCACUCCCCACAUCUCAGAAGCAGGGCCAGAUGUCCCUGUGGCUGCGGCGAAGCCAGGCGGUCUGCCCUGCAGCAGCAGCACAGGGGCGGGAACCGGCCCUCAGCACUAUGCCCCGUGGCUGCAGAGGGCCCCUGGCUAGAGGUCUCGAGCUCUGGCAGAGGAGGAGCUGGGCAGGGGCAGGGUCUGGCGGCCUCUCAGGUCAGGGGCACUAGCUAUCCAGAGGCCGCACAUGCCAUGCUCCCCAACUGGGCGCCCAGCUACAGGCGCCGGGCAACUCCCAAGCUGGCUGGCGCACCCAGCCUCGCAGACCCGGACCUAGAUGUCGCCGUGGCUGCGGCCAAGCCAGGCGGUCUGCCCGGCGGCGGCUGCACCGGGGCACGAACCGACCCUCGGCCCUAUCCCCUGUGGCCGCGGACGGCCCUUGCAGCGGCCCUCAUCUCUCUUCUGAGGAGAAGAGGGGCGGGAUUCACGGCCAGGCGGGCCCUCAGGCGGGAAGCGAUGCGCGCCUGCGAUUCCGGGAUGUCUGACGCCAGCCCAGGAGAACCCGCAAGCCAGUGGCGCCUGUUUCUCUGCGUGAUUCUGCGAGGAACGACCAAAUUGUUUUCCACAGCAAGUGCAUAAUUUUCUAUUCCUAGCUGCCAGUUCAUGAUGGCUCCAGUUUCUCCACCUCCUUAGCAACAUUUAUUUUCUGUGUCGUUAUGAAAGCCUUACUAGUGGAUGCAAAGUGGCAUCUCAUUUGUUUUGUCUUGCAUUUUAUUAAUGAAUAACGGUGUUUAACAUCUUUUCUUGUCCUUCUUAGACAUUUGUGUAUCUUCUUUGGAGAAAUGUCUAUUCAAGUCCUUUGCCUAUUUUUUAAUUGGGAUCUUAGAAAUUCUGUUGUUGAGUUGUGGGACAUUAAGCUUUUAUCAGAUACACACUUUGAUUUUAUCAGAUACAUAUUUUCUCACAUACUAUGGGUUGUCUUUUCACUCCCUUGAUAGUAUCCUUUGAUGCAUAAAGGGUUUUUAUUUUGAUUAAAUCUAAUUUACGUGUAUUUUCUUUUGUUAUCUGUGCUUUUCUGUCAUAUUUCAAAAUACACUUAAAACUCAAAAGGUCA
This is a messenger RNA of Pongo pygmaeus (Bornean orangutan), 1601 nucleotides long. RefSeq lists its product as uncharacterized. The transcript has a single exon. The record is from RefSeq and is a predicted model, not a curated record. NCBI's taxonomy places the organism in Eukaryota, Metazoa, Chordata, Mammalia, Primates, Hominidae. The coding region runs from base 419 to 1126 and encodes 235 amino acids.